GGGCUUUUCCCCAUUUCAAAAAUGGCAACUGCUGGAGCUGCUAUACCCGUGACUUUACUGCUGCUCCUCGGAGCCCUGCUGUCCGUACAGUCGGCACCCGGUAGCAUGGACGGCCGUGUGGUUGGUGGUGUGGAUGCAUUGAAGAAUCAAUUCCCUCAUCAAAUCUCCUUGAGAAAUGGCGGUUCCCACAGCUGUGGAGGCUCAAUCCUGUCGAGGAACUUCAUUUUGACCGCUGCCCAUUGUGUGACCAAUGAGGAUUCCGAUGGAAAGUAUGUGGCUGUCGCUGCGGAACGUCUCUCCAUUCGUGCGGGAAGCAAUGAUCGGUUCAGUGGCGGAGUUCUUAGCCAGGUGGUCGAGGUGAUCUUCCACGAGGGCUAUGGCAGUCAUCUUCGUAAUGAUGUGGCCCUGCUGCGUCUGGACACACCGCUGAUCUUCUCAUCCAGCAUUCAACCGAUUUCUCUGCCCACGGCCGAUACUCCAGCGGAUGUGGAUGUCAUCAUCUCUGGAUGGGGUAGACUCUGGCAUCAGGGUGAUCUGCCACGUCAUUUGCAGUACAACACAUUGAAGUCGUUGUCCUUGGAGAGGUGCGACGAGCUGAUUGGCUGGGGAAUCCCCGGUGAGCUGUGCCUCAUUCAUGCGGCUGAUAAUGGAGCCUGCAAUGGAGACUCCGGUGGUCCGGCCAUUUACAAUGGUCAGGUGGUUGGUGUGGCCGGAUUCGUGUGGUCCGCCUGUGGUACAAGCAAUCCUGAUGGAUACACCAGGGUGUACUACUUCAAUGACUGGAUUAGGGCUCAUUCGGAUGUUCAGUAAAGAAGAAAAGGAGGCAUAAAAUUUCAGUAAAUAAAUAAACUAUAUAACUA
Messenger RNA from Drosophila serrata, 860 nucleotides. RefSeq names its product serine protease SP24D pseudogene. The record is from RefSeq and is a predicted model, not a curated record. Lineage: Eukaryota; Metazoa; Arthropoda; Insecta; Diptera; Drosophilidae.